Molecule: messenger RNA, 3318 nt
Organism: Phytomonas sp. Hart1
Lineage: Eukaryota; Euglenozoa; Kinetoplastea; Trypanosomatida; Trypanosomatidae
Source: the annotation of a GenBank genome assembly
AUGAUCCGGAGAAGGUGUAUUACUACUUCCCCCGUGAGCACUGCAUUUUUGAGCAGUGACACCGGGGCUAGUCGCCAUGUGGUUUCAUUCAUUGAUGAGGUUGAUCACCGUUCACAUGCGCCAUCAGUUUCUACCCAUGAUCAACUUCACCCUUUCACUUCAAGAGUUCUCGUUCAUUCCUUCGUGGGGUUAUUUGAGGUUGAGGCUCAGUUAAACCUGGAAAGGGAGUGCGUCGUAUCGGCCGCAAUGAGUGAGUAUGGGGUUCUGGCCUGCCGUGUCCGAUCGCUGCCCCCAGGAAAAGGGUCCGUGGUCGACCUUGAGCGGGCGGCAGAUUCCGUCGAAAAAGUUCUCUUCUUCUCUGGCCGCCAACGGCUCGCGGAGGUUACUUUAAAGAACGAGGUUGGCAGGGCCAAUUUAACCAGCGCGAGGUUCAAUGUUAAUCGAGGGUGUUCUCCUAUGCAGUGCGUGUAUGCCGCGGAACUUCGGGCGUAUUUGGCAGUAUUCCUGCUGAGCUCGGACACCUUGUGCGCGUGUGCCCCACAGGCCUGUACGGAACAACGGAUGCGGUUUGAGGAUCGCACCAUCGCGUGUAUGGGGGUGGGGCGGGAAGGUGAGCCGGAGGUAACGAUUGUGUUGGAUGACAACACCGUUGCGCUGUGCGGGAUGCGCGCGUGGGUUCCCCCGUCCUCCGAGCCUACGGCCGAGGUCGCGGGAGGGGGCCUUCCUCGCUCUCCGAUUCAGUUUGCCAUCCUCAAGACAGGAAGCCUGUCCGGAUUGGCUGGGAUCCCUCAGUCCGCGCCGAUUCGUGUGCUUUGGUCUGGCAGGCAGUACAUGUGGGUGGUUUACGAGGAUGGUCAUAUCGGGGCGUUUUCCUGCCAAGACACCGAUGUCAAAGGAAUCACGGAGAGGAGUGGGGAGCAAGAUGAUGUGAGUGCGUCUGAGGAUAUCGAGUUUACCUUACUGUACAUCGGUAAACUUGCAUGCCUGAAUGAUGUAUCGAUGCCGAUAGAGGAUCUUUUUGUGGUUUCCGAAAGUCGAGUUCUUUCUUUGAGUUAUUGUUAUAUUCAACAGAAUGAAUCUUUAGUGCACUACGGCUCUAUCCAAUUACGCUGCCAUGUGGAUGGGGAUGGGAUUGGACAGACCUACCCCACGAAGAAGUCCUACACCAUAUCUUCUGGAGAGACAGUGUAUGGACUUCACGUAGAGGGUGGCCGUUACCAUGUCCUUACGCAGACGAGUAGGGGUAAUAGCAAUUUGUACAUUAGUACACUUCCUCUUGUUGAGUGUGAACCUGCUCAGGAGAUUCCACUUUAUCGUGAAAUCGCACAAGCGCUGGAGGACGAUUUAGGAGAGCACUGUCAUACUUGUGAGGCUCGUAUCGCGGCAAUAUGUCAAGCCAACGCUAAAACCUUUCGAGAUACUGAGGCCACGACAUCGAUGCUGGGUCAACUAACAGAGCUGCAGUACUGUGUAUACGCACUGCUACGUCGUGAACAGUUCAGCACAAACCAGAAGCUUAGUCUGAAACAUAGUUAUCCACAACGCAUCCUUCGUCAGCUUUCUCAUGCUUUCAUGCAAGUAUCGGUGAACCUUUUUCUCAGUCGACUCGACGUUUUGCAUGAUAUUGAGCAGCCCCUUCAUGAGAGUCUUGGAUUGCAUACCGCACGCGCGGUUUCAGUGGACGCGGAGAAGGCAUUUAUGGAAAUUGUGAAUACGUCUUUUCCCUCGCUUUUCACUAGCGUUCCCUCUAAAUUAGAAUGCUGGCCAUCCAGAGGGUUGUUAUGUGUGGACGUAAUUUUAGAGUACUUGGGUUAUUCUUCUCAAAUUUCUUUGAUGGAUAUUCUUCGUGAAACCACAGAGAUGUUGCCGAUGGUCGCGUUAUUGGUUUUGUACUAUUCUUAUCGAAACAGCUUAUGUAGCGAGGAUAGCAACUCGGGCGAGGUCUCCCUUGUCACACCAGAACGUCAGCGCCAUGCAAAUGCGCUGAGGGAGGAGUUCUUAAUCAGCCACUGCAGACUGCCUGCAUCGCUCAAUACAUGGGCUUUCGCCUGCUAUGCGGUCGAUCACGGGAUAAACCCGCUGGCAAAAUCACACUUUGGGACACCUUUGUACAUCCUGGGACCUCAUGUCUGUCACCUCAGCAGCCCACCCGUUCUUACGCUGUUACCUGCCUUAAUGAAUGGCCUUUUGAAUGUGGCUGCGGUCGAUGCGGCCUACCAGCAGAUCGCAGUCAUCUUGGGGCAUUUUAACCCUGCCAGCCUCCCUCCACCCCUUUUACUGAAAUUAUCCUUUGUGGCCUUAAAAACCAACGCGCAUCACACCCUAGAGGCGAUCUAUCGCGCGAAUCGCAGCCCCGUGAAUGAGGACAUCUCCGUUCGGGCUCUCGCGUUAGCGGCAUUACAGUUGGGCGACGUGACUCCUUUGCGAGGAUUAAUUCGUGUGGGCAGUGCGGAGGAGCAGACUGUUGAGGGGGUUUUAUGUACCUGGCGUGAUAUUACCCAAAGAAAUUGGCUGCGGUUGUGUUUUUAUAUUCUUAUGCGGCGCUACGCGGAUGCCCUUCAUGUGUGUCGCGACCUAAUCACUCAGGACGUGGUGGUGAAGCAGCCUAUUCAGGUAAUUUCAUCUCACCUCCGGAGCUUGAUGCCGGGCGGGAAUGCAGAGUAUAUGUCUGAGCACUUGCAGCACUCAGGGCCAAUGUCUUCUCUGAAUUUGCAUAUCAAUGAGGAAGGGAAGACGCAUGAAUUCGGACGGCUGGAUGAUGUGGCGGGGAAAAAAGGUAAUUUGUUGACAUGUAUGAGCAUAGCGCCUACAUCUCUGGAGAAUCAAGAGGGCGAGUUGGAUGCCCAGGUGCGUUGUGCCAUGAUGCGUUGCACUUCGCAUUCGAACCGUCAGGUAUCAAGGUUCCCUGACCUUCUUACUUCCUCACAUUCUAAUGUUUCCGCAGAGGCAGCUCUUCGACCUUCUACCAUCCUAUCCUCUCUCGACCGAAACGGUAAUAACCUGUUUACGGUUCCUAAUAACGACAACAAGCUUGAGAUUGACAAAGAAGACGAGGAGGACACCAUCUCUGAGAAUGAUAAGUGUGCUGUUUCUUUCUCUACCACACAAUCUCAACACUCGAAAGACUGGCAAGUUACUAGGGAACAUAUUCCACAGCAACAGAAACAAAAUAUACAUAAUAAUGAUUCUGCCUCGGAAAUCUUCGAAACAAGUUCUCACGGGUUCAACGAUGUGGAACUUUGUGAAUCACGACUCCAGCGCAGCGGCAAAAUGUGUAGUAGAGUGCGUCCAUGCCCAUAUCAUGAUCGAAAGCGUUGA